This is a messenger RNA of Lagopus leucura (white-tailed ptarmigan), 750 nucleotides long. RefSeq names its product cyclin-dependent kinase inhibitor 2A-like. The transcript is spliced from 3 exons. Gene Ontology annotation, biological process: negative regulation of cell population proliferation; regulation of cyclin-dependent protein serine/threonine kinase activity. NCBI's taxonomy places the organism in Eukaryota, Metazoa, Chordata, Aves, Galliformes, Phasianidae. Gene Ontology annotation, cellular component: nucleus. Bases 1 to 750 code for a protein of 249 amino acids. The record is from RefSeq and is a predicted model, not a curated record. Gene Ontology annotation, molecular function: protein kinase binding; cyclin-dependent protein serine/threonine kinase inhibitor activity.
AUGAGACGGAAGGGCCGACUUAAGACCGGGGCCCUGCGGGGGGAACGCAUUUCCAUCGCGGCUCUCCGGGGGCUCUCCCGCUCCCAUGUCCCCUCGGAUAAGGUGCACCGUCCGCUUUCGGCGCGCUCGCCGCCGGCCUCUGUCCCUCUCGCUGCUUCGGCGCAUCUUGCGCGGGGUUACCGCUGUCCUGCGGCGCUCCGGGCCGCUUCGCCGCGUUCUGCGCCGGGUCCUGAGGAGGAGGAACCGGGGCAGCUCCCGGCCCAGGUGAUGAUGCUGGGCAGCCCGCGGGUGGCCGAGCUGCUGCUGCAGCGCGGCGCCGACCCCAGCCGGCCCGACCCGCGCACCGGCUGCCGCCCCGCACACGACGCGGCCCGCGCCGGCUUCCUGGACGCGCUGGAGGAUCUGCACCGCGCCGGGGCGCGCCUCGACCUGCCCGACGGCUGCGGCCGCCUCCCCCUCGACGUGGCGGCCGAGGGUCCGCACGGCGCUGUCGCCUGCUACCUGAGGCGGCCGCAAGCGCCGGCAGGUCCGACAGCCGCCGAGUCCGGGCGGGGCGCGCUCCGCGAGCCUCCAAGGAAACGCGCUAGAAGGCACCGCACUGCCAUGAGCGGCCCGACGGUCCUUUCCUCCCUCCUCCCCUACACCCCUUCACGCAGCGCCGCAAACAGAUCGCCGGCGCUGGAGGAUGGAGAGCAUCCAACGUUCCGUCGUUUUCCCGCAUCCGACGAUCGUUCCCGUUUGGAGAAGUGA